This is a messenger RNA of Dermacentor andersoni, 1436 nucleotides long. Its product is annotated as inactive pancreatic lipase-related protein 1-like. Gene Ontology annotation, molecular function: lipase activity. The record is from RefSeq and is a predicted model, not a curated record. NCBI's taxonomy places the organism in Eukaryota, Metazoa, Arthropoda, Arachnida, Ixodida, Ixodidae. Gene Ontology annotation, biological process: lipid catabolic process.
GAAGGGGGGCAGCACCCCGAGGAAGGGGGCGGCGGCCCUCUCGGAUCCGCGGAAGUAGCGAGGAACCAAGACCUCGAGGAGCACAAUGCACGAGAUUGACGUAGUGGCCGCGUCGCGGUAAAAGCUUGUCCUCCCUGCGUGGAGGGAGCCUAACCGACUCUGCAGGCAUUUUCGCUAAAGUUGUUCUCUCUCUCUCUCUCCUAAACGCAGGAAGUUACAGAACUCUUGGAGCACAAAGCUGAUCAGCGGUUCGCGCAUUCCGAAGAGCGAGAACACUUGACUCCGGGGAACCCAGCUGCCCAGAGUUACAAAUCUUUUGUGCGCGCCUUGAACAUCACACUUACGAAGAACAACAGCGGUGCUUUGAAAGAGAUGAUGGACGUCGUCAUGAAGCCGCAGGCAGGCCACGUCUGUUACGCCCGUUUAGGAUGCUUCAAUCCGGGUAAUAGGAUGGCAUUGAAAAUCGGUGGCCCCGCGUCACCCCGAGAGCUGGGGACAAAGUUUCGUUUCUACAAAGACCGCCGUAGUCGCGGUGUGGACGCCGAACUCUUGCUGCGAGCAAUGCGUAUCGGAAUCAACCAGUGGGACUUGGGGGGAAAGCCCCUCGUUGUUAUAAUACACGGAUUCAUGCAGCACGGCGGCGUACCGUGGGUGACCAACCUCAAGAACGCUCUCCUGGACGAGGUUAACGCCAACGUAGUCACCGUGAACUGGUGGAAGGGAGCAAAGUUCCCGAAUUACGGAGCUGCGGCUGCUAACACGGCCAUGGUCGGGGCUCAGCUUUCGUUGCUGCUUCAAGACAUCCUCAAGAGCUCUCUCCUGAGAGCGAGCCACGUCCAUCUGGUGGGAUUCAGCCUCGGGGCUCACGUAGCUGGCUUCUGCGGUCGCCACUUCCGCAACAUCACUGGCCACAGUCUGGGGCGCAUCACAGGCCUCGAUCCCGCCGGUCCCUUGUUUGAAGGCACGAACGUCUCUCUGUCGAGGGCGGAUGCUGACUUUGUAGACGUGAUUCACACAAACGCCGGCCCCAUCAGUGAACUAAAGUUUGGAAUACAGGACCCCCUGGGACACGUCGAUUUCUACCCCAACGGUGGAUCCAAGCAGCCAAAAUGCGCAGAUGAUAUUUUAGAUCUGACCUGCAGUCAUCUCAGGGCUACGGAGUUGUUUACCGAAUCCAUAACGAAUCACAACUGCUCCUUCGAAGCCGUAGCCUGCAAGCAUGGAUGGGAUGGAUACAGAACGUGUCUCCUGGACAGGCGACACGUUGAAAUGGUUGCUAUGGGUUACCACUGCACAAGAAAAGUAAUGCGAGAUCCGCAGUACUUAAAAACAAGUAGUGCCGCUCCUUAUUGCAUUCCAAGCGAAACAGAUCAUAACAGAAGAACGUUGGCGUGAAGUCCCGUGAAUGAUAAAUAAAAGAGACAGAAAUACUUCGA